Molecule: messenger RNA, 1066 nt
Organism: Megalobrama amblycephala (Wuchang bream)
Lineage: Eukaryota; Metazoa; Chordata; Actinopteri; Cypriniformes; Xenocyprididae
Gene: dnal4b
Product: dynein, axonemal, light chain 4b
Exons: 4
Coding region: 223-585 (120 amino acids)
Biological process (GO): microtubule-based process
Cellular component (GO): dynein complex
Molecular function (GO): dynein intermediate chain binding; dynein light intermediate chain binding
Source: RefSeq, a predicted model, not a curated record
GUAACGUUAAAUACUUAGGUAGCGAAAAAACCUUAAAGGAAAUAAAAACUCGAGACCUAGCCAUUCAAGUUAGCGAACAAUGCUAACAAGCUAGCAGGUUUCCUGAUAUUAUACUGUCCGUUUUCCAAAGAAAUGCUAAUAAUCGCUUUAUGAGCAUGCACAACUAUUAGUAACCACCUUAAAAUAUGCUUUUAUAUAACAUUUAUAUUAUCAAAAAGUACUAUGUUAUUAACGCUGUUUGGACAAUGUGCCAUGCUAAACGUCAUGGCAGAGACAGUUGAUGGCAAGAAGGACGAGGCAGACUAUAAGAGACUACACAGCUUUCCUCUCAUACGGCACACAGAUAUGUCUGAGGAGAUGCGGGUGGAGACCAUGGAGCUCUGCGUUACGGCGUGCGAGAAGUUUGCCACUAAUAAUGAGAGCGCUGCAAAAAUGAUUAAGGAGUCGAUGGAUAAGAAGUUUGGGAACUCUUGGCACGUGGUGAUCGGCGAGGGCUUUGGUUUUGAAAUUACGCACGAAGUGAAGAACCUUCUUUACAUGUUCUUCGGUGGAAGUUUGGCGGUGUGCGUAUGGAAGUGUUCCUAACUCAAAACACUGUCUGGAAAACUCACUUUUCAUGUGCUUUCUGACUUAAUAAUGGAUGUGCCACAAGUACGUAUAUAUGUUUCUUUAUUGUUUGAUUAUUUAACUUAAUGAACAGGGUACAUCAUUUUAUACUUUUUAUUUUGAAUGUAGCAUUUUAUGUUUUCAUCUCCAUUUUAACAGUUGGCUGGCAGGCCAUCUGUGGGUUUUAUUGUCCAUCUUUGCCACUGUUUUUCUCCAUCUGUCUCCUUUCUGUUCGUCCUGCUUAUCAUUUCUAUCCCUUAAAUUUUUUUUCUGAAGGAUAAAGUAUUUUUAUAAGACAAAAUGCUAUUUUUUAAUGAAUAUGUGAAUAUGUAUGAUCUGUUUUUAAAACUUCAGAUAUUUUAUAAGGGUUGUACAUUUUGCACAGCUGCAAUGUGUAUUUGUUUUUAUUAAUGACUAUUAUGUCAUUGUCUUGUGUAAUAAAACCCCAUUAGAAGAGAAA